This is a messenger RNA of Hevea brasiliensis (rubber tree), 2241 nucleotides long. RefSeq lists its product as uncharacterized. NCBI's taxonomy places the organism in Eukaryota, Viridiplantae, Streptophyta, Magnoliopsida, Malpighiales, Euphorbiaceae. Bases 159 to 2030 code for a protein of 623 amino acids. Gene Ontology annotation, molecular function: ubiquitin binding. The transcript has 9 exons. The record is from RefSeq and is a predicted model, not a curated record.
CUCAGACAUCCUCCUGUCAGCCGACUUAUUUUCCCGAGAAACGAACACUACAAAUACCAAGUAACAUCGUCUCCCCCUCUCUGGUAAUUAUUCUACGGUUUAGUUUCGACUUCUCACAUACUAUCGUCUCUCCCUUUAGCACGUUAGAUUACUGCAAUAUGGGUUUCAAAGCAGUUUAUCGAACCUUGAUGGAGCUGUUUCCACAGGUUGACUCACGCAUUCUAAAGGCUGUUGCUAUUGAGCACCCCAAAGAUGUUAGUGGAGCUGCUGAAGUCGUUCUUUCAGAGGUUCUUCCUUUUCUUACACAACAGUCCAUGGUUGACAGGCCCCUCCAUAGGGACUGCAGUCCAAGUGGGCUAUCAGAUAGAAGAGCUGAAAAUGAGGAACAAAAAAAUAUGGGAAGAAUUGUGGCCUCUUCUUUGGAAUCAAAAUCAAUAGCCAAAGAAGUUGUCUGUAAAACUGAUCUUACAAGUGCCACACAUUAUUCUGAUUCGACUUAUCAAGAAAAGGCACCGAAUCCACCUAAUUUGUUAUAUUGCGACAAAAAUGUUGACACCAAUCAUUUCCCAGAAAUUAAUGGUAAUCGGAUUCAAGGAAAUGUUGGAAGUGAGGAAUCCAUGUUGUUGGUGAGGUCUCAACAUCAAGAAGACAAUGUUCAGUCUGACUUGAAUAUUGAAGGAGAGGAAUUAAUAUUGUUGAUUAGGUCUGAACAUCAAGACGAAAAUGUCCAUUCUACCACAUGUCAAACUUCCAAAGUCACUUCAACUGCUCUGUCAUGUGAUGAAAAUACUGAUCUCCAUCAAUCAGGUACUGAAACUGUGGUGCCAGCUUCAUCAUUGGGUAAAUGUAAAGACUUUAGCAUCCAAGCUGGGCAUGAGCAAACUUCCCAAAUCAUGCCAAUUAGUUUGUCACAGGAAAAUGGUCGGCAUCAUAGCGAGUGGAAGGAUUUUGAUGGCUCUUCAGCUGGUAAUUUGGGUAGGCCUCUUAGUGAAAAAGGCCCUCAAGUGGAGUCAUGUUUAGAAGGCACUGGUUUGGAAGUGCGAAAUUCAGUGAUUGAGGAGACGCUAGGUGCUGCUGAAGAUGAUCUUCAAUCAGAACUUUCUGCCACUUCUGGUGGCAGUAAGAUCUCGGAGUCCAAUCAAGAGAUCAAAAUCGAUUUUCUGGAGGAUAUUGUUGAAGCCGCUAAAAACAACAAGAAAACUUUGUUUUUAGCAAUGGAAUCAAUUAUGAACAUGAUGAGACAAGUUGAACUUCAGGAGAAAAUUGCAGAGCUAGCCAAAGAGGAAGCUGCUAGUGCAGGCCUGGACAUUCAAGCCAAGGUGGAGGAACUUAAACAAAUGCUGAAACAUGCAAAGGAGGCAAAUGACAUGCAUGCAGGGGAAGUUUAUGGUGAGAAGGCCAUUCUAUCCACUGAAGCGAGGGAGCUGCAGGCUCGGCUGAUCAGCUUGUCGGAUGAAAGAGAUAAAGCUCUGGCAAUUCUUGAUGAGAUGCAUCAAACCCUGGAAGUACGACUAGCUGCAGCAGAGGAGCUAAGGAGAACUGCUGAGAAGCAGAAGCUGGAAAAAGAAGAAUCUGCACGAAAUGCUUAUGCUGAACAAGAAGCCAUCAUGGAGAAGGUGGUCCAGGAGUCCAAGUUCCUCCAGGAGGAGGCAGAGGAAAAUUUUAGGCUACGGGAGUUUCUGAUGGACCGUGGUCGGGUCGUUGAUAUAUUACAAGGAGAAAUAUCUGUUAUUUGUCAGGACGUAAGACUGCUGAAAGAGAGAUUUGAUGAGGGUGUUCUGUUGAGCAAAUCUAUUACCUCUAGCCAAACAAGUUGUAUCUUAGCCUCAUCUGGCUCAUCUAUUAAAAGCGUGGCAUCUGAUGGACUGAUUCCUGAGCAAGGGAAGAUAUUUAACAGCCCUAAAGGGAGAAGUCUGGCAUCCUCCAUUGAUACGCAGUCACCCGAGAGCCAACAUGAAGAGGAGAGGAAUAAUCGCAAGGAGCUGUUGGAUGAUGGGUGGGAAUUCUUUGAAAAUGACACAGAAAUGUGAAUCUUAGGUGUUCUAUAAAUAAUGGAUAUAGAAAGAAUAAUUUCUAAAUGGGUUCCAUAUUUGGUUGUGUUGGAGAUUUUGAUUUAGCAUUGUAUAGGUUAAUAAUUAUUGUUGGAGUUUUUAUAUUUGCUAAUCUCUAUUUUUCGAUUUUGUUAAAUUGACUGAUCAUAUAAAUAUGCCAAUCAAUUCAUCUAGUGAUCUUGACAUGUCC